AUGGAAGGUUAUCAAGAAGAGGAAGUCGAGACCGGAGUAGCGGUUGCUGAUAUGUUUGAGACGAGAACUACAGAAACGGAAAAUUUAAGUGAAAGUGCUGAGAAUAAUGUCGAAGCUUUGCAGAGUGAAAAGUUAUUACAAACCACAAAGCUCAGAGUAAACGAGACAGAUCUUUACGAAAUAACUGGAGAAACCUAUGAAGUAAUCAGACGAAUUGGUGGUGAAAAUGGAACUUUAGACGGAAAUACAGAAGAGCCUCAGUUGAUACGGCAAUCGGCGGUUUCUUCAGUGGACUAUGAGUUUUCCACCUUUGUAGACGGAAAGCUAGUGCGAUUCCACCUUGAUGCAUACCAGAGUAUUGUUGUUGAUAAUGGCAAACAUGCUCCGUAUUUAUUGUUAAAUCCUUCGGCUGUAGCGAAGAUGAACUCCGUAUUAAAAUCUGACGACGGACAGCCAUUGGCUCAAGAGACCGAAGUGAUUCUCACCAACGAUGCAAACUCUGACUAUCUUCUUUCCGAAGAUGUGGCCAUCAACAAUUUCAGACAGGGCCACAAUAUUGUUGUUGUCGGCGAGGAUGAAGUAGAAAAGAAUGGGAAUCGUAUUGAAGCUGACGAAGUAAGACCGAAUGCUGUUGAUGCCAAUGUAUUAGCUAACAUCAAUGCAGCUAUUAAUGCAGCUAUCCUUGAAAAUGCACACUUUAAUAAUGCUAAUGCUAAUGGUGAUGCGAAUAUAGAUGCCAAUGUAGAUGCUGAGGCAGCUGCAAGACCGGCCAGAGUCGUAUUUAUAGAUCUUUUGAAACGGUUAUGGAAUACUGGUCGAAGGGUGGUUUCAUUUCUAGCAAAAGUCAUAUUUGUGAUGAGAAUCCUUGGAAUUGGUAUUCCUGAAAUUAUUGUUAAUCAUUGGUUGAAGAUUAUGGUGUGGGUAUUUUUGUUACUGAAUGUGUAUGUCUUGUUUUUUGGUGGUGAUAGAGUUGCCACAAGAAUCCAGAACCCUGCGCAAGGAAAUGAUGAAGAGGGAGCUCACAGGAACUGGCACGAACGGGUACGCUUGACCGCCACUGGAAUAGCUCGCAAUACGCGAACUGCAGCAAACAGAGUGGUAGAGUCCAUCAGAGACGAACUUAUUCACACUGCUCUUAGACGUGGACGUGAUUAUGAUCUCAUUCUUGGUGGGUACAAUAACUUCUAUUUCAACUUCGAGAAUAUAUGGAAGGAUUUGCUACUUGGAUUUUUGUCGAUAUUUCCAUCUGUGCAAUUUCGGAUCGAAACAGUUUUGUCGGAGACGAAACCCAACGAAGUUGAGGAAUUGACCCAUAAGGUGAAGAACAUGGUUGAAUUGGUGGAUACAUUGGCUAUUUCGUAUUCUGAACGGUUUGUACCUGUUAUUGUUAAUUCAAUUACAAAAGAGGACAUAGAUAAUGCUCUUGAGGCAGUCGCAAAUAUGCCUGCUGAACCUGAGGGUGAACCGUUGAACGAAGAGCAACAAUUGGAAGAAGAGCAACAAUUGGAAGGUGAUCAAGGGCUAGAAGAACAAGAAAAUGAAGCACGGAUGUCACUGGUUGAAAUCAAUGAAAGACAAUUCAAUAUGCUUAUAGACUACUACAAAAGACUACAGGAGGUGUACGUGAAGCUUAACUGGUCAUUUGUGAACAAUCAGCCUCUCGAAGGAGGACGCAGACGGGGAGAACCUGCAGAGCCAACGAAUGAGGUAGAAGUGGAAGUCGAAGUUGAAGAAGAAGAAAGCGAAAGUGAAGAGGAAAUAGAAAUUGAAGAUGAAAUAGAAGAGCUUCCACCUCACCAAGAUCAAUUUGCAACGGGUGCAAAUGUCAAUUUGGAAUAA
Molecule: messenger RNA, 1839 nt
Organism: Scheffersomyces stipitis CBS 6054
Lineage: Eukaryota; Fungi; Ascomycota; Pichiomycetes; Serinales; Debaryomycetaceae
Gene: FGR34
Product: Fgr34p
Exons: 1
Coding region: 1-1839 (612 amino acids)
Source: RefSeq, a predicted model, not a curated record